Staurois parvus is the source of this 4822-nucleotide messenger RNA. The record is from the annotation of a GenBank genome assembly. NCBI's taxonomy places the organism in Eukaryota, Metazoa, Chordata, Amphibia, Anura, Ranidae.
AUGUCCACCCCCGAUCCGCCUGUGGGGGGCACCCCUAGGCCUGUGCAGUCCCCUGGGCCUGGGCCUUCUCCUGGUGCAAUGCUGGGCCCUAGCCCUGGGCCAUCUCCUGGAUCAGCACACAGUAUGAUGGGGCCAAGUCCCGGGCCUCCUAUCCCUCCCCAGGGACCUAGCGGAUAUCCUGCAGAGAACAUGCAUCAGAUGCACAAGCCGAUGGAUUCCAUACACGAGAAGACCAUGCCGGAAGACCCACGUUAUAACCAGAUGAAAGGGAUGGCGAUGAGGCCUGGUGGACAUUCUGGUAUGGGACCCCCACCAAGUCCAAUGGAUCAGCACUCUCAAGGCUACCCUUCUCCGUUGGGCAGCUCGGAGCAUGUCUCUAGUCCAGUGCCCUCAAAUGGCCCACCACCUGGACCUCCAAUCCCUUCUAGCUCAGGAGUGGUGAACAUGGAGAACCCAGACCCUCAGCAGCAGCAGCAGGCAAGCCGCAGUCCGACCCCUUUUAACCAGAAUCAGUUGCAUCAGUUACGAGCACAGAUAAUGGCAUACAAGAUGCUGGCCAGGGGUCAGCCAUUACCUGACCACUUGCAAAUGGCUGUGCAAGGCAAGAGGCCCAUGCCGGGCAUGCAACAACAGAUGCCAACACUACCUCCACCUGCGGCCUCUGGGACUGGCCCAGUACCUGCCUCGGGACCUGCGCCACCCAGCUACAACAGACCUCACGGUAAAAACACAAUUCUUGCACAGGGAAUGGCAGGACCUGCCAUGCCACCCCCAGGACCCUCCGGAGCUCCCCCUGGGAUGCCAGGACACCCCCCAGGUGCUCCUCCUAAACCCUGGCCUGAAGGUCCCAUGGCCAAUGCUGCGGCCCCAGCCACUGCACCUCAGAAGUUGAUUCCUCCACAGCCAACUGGCCGGCCUUCACCUGCACCCCCUGCCGUGCCUCCUGCCGCUUCACCCGUCAUGCCACCCCAGACACAGUCACCAGGUCAGCCAGCCCAGCCUCCUCCAAUGGUCCAAUUUCACUCCAAAGCCAACCGCAUCACUCCAAUCCAGAAACCCCGGGGCCUGGAUCCAGUGGAGGUGCUGCAGGAGAGGGAAUAUCGACUCCAGGCACGUAUUGCACACAGGAUCCAGGAGCUGGAGAACCUUCCAGGGUCAUUAGCUGGUGACCUUAGGACCAAAGCUACAAUAGAGCUGAAAGCCUUGCGUCUCUUAAACUUUCAGAGACAGCUGCGACAAGAAGUCGUGGUCUGUAUGAGAAGGGACACUGCUCUAGAGACUGCACUGAACGCCAAGGCUUACAAGCGCAGUAAACGGCAAUCGCUGCGUGAGGCUCGGAUCACAGAGAAACUGGAGAAACAGCAGAAGAUUGAGCAGGAGCGCAAGAGACGGCAGAAACAUCAGGAAUAUCUAAAUAGCAUUCUCCAACAUGCCAAGGACUUCAAGGAAUUCCACCGAUCUGUCACAGGGAAGAUCCAGAAACUAACAAAGGCUGUGGCCACGUACCAUGCCAACACAGAGAGAGAACAGAAGAAGGAGAAUGAGAGGAUUGAGAAGGAGAGAAUGCGUCGUCUGAUGGCGGAGGAUGAAGAGGGCUACAGGAAGCUGAUUGAUCAGAAGAAGGACAAACGCCUGGCCUACCUCCUGCAGCAGACAGACGAGUAUGUGGCCAACCUGACGGAGUUGGUGAGGCAGCACAAAGCUGCCCAGGUACUAAAGGAGAAGAGGAGGAGGAAAAAGAAAAAGCUUCAAGAAAAUACAGAAGGCCAACAGUCUUCACUUGGACCAGAUGGCGAGCCUCUGGAUGAGACGAGCCAGAUGAGUGACCUUCCAGUCAAGGUGAUCCAUGUGGAGAGUGGCAAGAUCUUGACUGGUACAGAUGCUCCAAAGGCUGGGCAACUGGAUGCCUGGCUAGAGAUGAAUCCUGGUUACGAAGUUGCUCCAAGAUCAGACAGCGAGGAGAGCGGGUCUGAGGAGGAAGAGGAGGAAGAGGAGGAGGACCAGUCUUCAGCCACUGUCACCGCUAAGCCUGCAGUGGAAGAGAAGAAAAUCGCUGAUCCAGACAGUGAUGAUGUUUCGGAAGCAUGUGCUCGGGAGAUUAUCGAGAGCGCCCGCCAGGAUGUGGAUGACGAGUACAGCAUAUCUCACGCUGCCCCUACAGGCCCGCAGUCCUACUAUGCCGUAGCACAUGCUGUUAGUGAGAGAGUAGACAAGCAGUCCAGCCUUUUGGUGAAUGGUGUUCUCAAACAGUACCAGAUCAAAGGCCUGGAGUGGCUCGUGUCCCUCUAUAACAACAAUCUGAAUGGGAUCCUGGCUGAUGAGAUGGGUCUCGGAAAGACUAUACAGACGAUUGCUCUGAUCACAUACCUCAUGGAACACAAGCGCAUCAACGGGCCAUUCCUCAUCAUAGUGCCACUGUCGACACUAUCUAACUGGGUUUAUGAGUUUGACAAGUGGGGACCCUCUGUGGUGAAAAUAUCAUACAAGGGAUCCCCUGCUGCUCGCCGUGCAUUUGUCCCUAUACUCCGCAGUGGAAAAUUUAAUGUUCUGCUUACUACAUAUGAAUAUAUCAUCAAAGACAAGCACAUCCUGGCCAAGAUCCGUUGGAAGUAUAUGAUUGUCGAUGAAGGUCAUCGUAUGAAGAACCAUCACUGCAAGCUAACACAAGUCCUUAAUACUCACUAUGUGGCCCCUCGUCGCCUGCUUCUUACCGGUACCCCUCUACAGAACAAACUGCCCGAGCUGUGGGCACUUCUGAACUUCCUGCUGCCAACUAUUUUCAAGAGCUGCAGCACAUUUGAACAGUGGUUCAACGCUCCCUUUGCAAUGACUGGAGAGAAGGUGGAUUUAAAUGAAGAAGAAACGAUUCUAAUUAUUCGUCGUCUUCACAAAGUCCUCCGCCCUUUCUUGCUUCGAAGGCUUAAGAAAGAAGUGGAAGCUCAGCUGCCAGAAAAGGUUGAGUAUGUCAUUAAAUGUGACAUGUCCGCGUUACAAAGGGUUCUGUACAGGCAUAUGCAGGCCAAAGGAGUUCUUCUUACAGACGGUUCAGAGAAGGAUAAAAAGGGUAAAGGUGGUACAAAGACCCUGAUGAACACUAUUAUGCAGCUUAGGAAGAUUUGCAACCACCCAUACAUGUUCCAGCAUAUAGAGGAAUCCUUUUCCGAACACUUAGGUUUCACAGGAGGCAUUGUGCAGGGGCAGGACCUCUACCGUGCCUCUGGAAAGUUCGAGCUCCUUGACCGAAUUCUUCCCAAAUUACGAGCCACCAACCACAAAGUUCUACUCUUCUGUCAGAUGACCACCCUCAUGACCAUCAUGGAGGAUUAUUUUGCUUAUCGUGGCUUUAAAUACCUCAGAUUAGAUGGAACCACUAAAGCAGAAGACCGUGGAAUGUUAUUGAAGACCUUCAAUGAGCCUGGAUCAGAAUACUUCAUCUUCCUGCUCAGUACUCGUGCUGGAGGCUUGGGCCUCAAUUUGCAGUCCGCAGACACCGUCAUCAUCUUUGACAGUGACUGGAACCCACAUCAGGAUUUACAGGCCCAGGAUCGAGCUCACCGCAUUGGUCAGCAGAACGAGGUGCGUGUUCUGCGUCUGUGCACAGUAAACAGUGUGGAAGAGAAGAUUCUGGCAGCCGCAAAAUACAAGCUGAAUGUGGAUCAGAAGGUCAUCCAAGCUGGAAUGUUUGAUCAGAAAUCCUCCAGCCACGAGCGGAAGGCGUUUCUGCAGGCCAUUCUGGAGCAUGAGGAGCAGGACGAGGAGGAAGAUGAGGUUCCUGAUGAUGAGACUGUGAAUCAAAUGAUUGCAAGACAUGAAGAGGAGUUUGAUUUGUUCAUGCGAAUGGAUUUGGACAGGCGGCGAGAGGAAGCUCGCAAUCCCAAGCGCAAGCCUCGUCUGAUGGAGGAGGAUGAGCUGCCAUCUUGGAUCAUUAAAGAUGAUGCUGAGGUGGAGCGUCUUACCUGUGAAGAGGAGGAGGAGAAAAUGUUUGGUCGGGGUUCCCGUAAUAGGAAGGAGGUGGAUUACAGCGACUCUCUGACGGAGAAACAGUGGCUAAAGGCCAUAGAAGAGGGUACAUUGGAGGAAAUUGAGGAGGAGGUACGCCAGAAGAAGACGUCUCGCAAGCGGAAGCGAGAUAUAGACCCGUGCAUGUCCCAUUCCUACCACCAGCACGCGGAAUCGGGAAAGAGAUGACGAGGGCAAGAAGAAGAAAAGAGGAAGACCGCCAGCUGAGAAGCUCUCCCCCAACCCUCCAAACCUCACCAAGAAGAUGAAGAAAACUGUGGACGCAGUUAUCAAGUACAAGGACAGCUCCACAGGACGUCAGCUUAGCGAGGUCUUCAUUCAGCUCCCUUCCCGAAAAGAACUGCCAGAGUAUUACGAGCUGAUUCGCAAACCUGUGGACUUUAGGAAAAUCAAGGAGAGGAUCAGAAAUCACAAGUACCGUAGUCUAAACGACCUGGAAAAAGACGUCAUGCUGCUAUGUCAGAACGCUCAGACUUUCAACCUUGAAGGGUCCCUGAUAUAUGAAGACUCCAUUGUGCUGCAGUCGGUCUUCACCAGUGUGAGGCAGAAGAUCGAGAAGGAGGAGGAUAGUGAAGGGGAGGAAAGUGAAGAGGAGGAGGAAGGAGAGGAAGAAGGCUCAGAAUCUGAGUCUCGCUCCGUUAAAGUGAAGAUUAAGCUGGGUCGUAAGGAGAAAAUGCAGGAACGAAUGAAGGGGCGCAGGCGCACCAGCAGGGGUUGCAGGGCCAAGCCUGUGGUCAGCGAUGACGACACUGAGGAGGAGCAGGAGGAGGAACGCUCAGGAAGCGGCACUGAAGAGGACUGA